This is a messenger RNA of Cuscuta campestris, 4021 nucleotides long. The record is from the annotation of a GenBank genome assembly. Lineage: Eukaryota; Viridiplantae; Streptophyta; Magnoliopsida; Solanales; Convolvulaceae.
AUUAUACUUAGAGGUGCAAUUGACGUAGGUGGGGUGAUUAGUUUAGAUCGGGAGUGGGUGGCUGCCGGGGUUUACCAGGAGUCGGUGGCUUCCGUGGCCACUAGAAUCCAUUGGCCCCUUGGCUCUCUGGCCAGGAUUCUAUUAUUUAUCCGGAUGAGUUUCAUCUUUUUCCAAAAAAGAAAGUCAGCUAUCUCUUGAAAAGAUGGAGUAAACGCGGUUCUUGUGAUUUGGUUUCAGGCGCAGGGCAAUUCACCACCGUUCUUCCAUUUUCUUACGCCAUUCAAGGUUUGCUGGACUGCUUGUGUGGAAAAGGUCAUUUUUAGCUCAAUAUAUGGAGCGAGAGCAGGAACCCUUUCCACCCCUCCAUUCAUUGGGUGUGUAUAGAGUUCAAAGAGCUUGAAUUUUGUAAUUAGGAGCCACAAAAUAGCUACUGUAAUUGCUAUAUUUAGUGUUUUGGAGUAGUGGAGUACUCUCACAACUCUCAUUGCCACUUAGUGUUUUAUUGAGAACAACAAAAAUCUAAAUUUUGAAGCAAAGUAUAUAUAUAUAUAACCUUGAAACCUCUAAAACAAUAACCCUAUGUGCCCUUGCUCCUAAAGAGUCCGUUCCUCGUGGUUACUUUUUUAUUCUGUCAAAAAUUGGCAAAGUGAAUUGCAGUGUUCUUUAUAGGAUGGAGAACUACAAUUCUCAGUCUCCUUACCCUUAUGCUAAUAACAAUAACAAUAGUUCAUAUGGGUAUAAUCAACCUUACCCUCCUCAUCCUUCACCAAAUCAAUCUUACCCUCCCCAUCCUCCUCCAAAUCAACCUUACCCUCCCCAUCCUCCUCUAAAUCAACCUUACCCUCCUCCUCAUAGUUCUGGGACAUAUACUCCCCCGUUCACAUACCCUCCUCCCUAUCCCCAGUACCCACACCCUUACUCCACGUCACCUUCUGGUCAUCUGAACUAUUCUCCUUCAGCUCCUUCUACUAGUGGAUACCAUCAGCCGAGUCCUGUAGAAUAUGGGUAUUCCCCACCACCACCACAUCCUUAUCCCUACAGUGGAUAUAUGCCUCAUGCUCCUCCUUCAAUUUCUUCCCCUCAACCUACCCUUCAACAUCACGGCAGUUUUGAUUAUAGUUCAUCUCACCAUCACCAAUCAAUUCCUACGCGUCCUUUAGAGAGCCACUCAUCAAGAAUCAAUAUUAGUACAUUGUCAAAUAGUAGUAGUAAUGUGACACAUCUUGAUCCACCCAUUCACCCUUCGGGUUACCCACCCGUGGAAGAUAUGAUAGCAAACAUGCAAUUGUCAGAGGCUCCUCAGGCUGGUCCUUUUGGACCUAGUUCUCAGCCAUUGUACCACUCGGGGACAAUAUAUGGGCAUCCUAAUUCAUCCUUUUCAAGUUGGGAGUCAUCUUCAACGCAAGCCGAAUCAACUCCCCAUCACCGCCUUUCAUACUCAAACUCAUUCUUGGAAACGGGAUCUAAUAAUCAGAGUCUCCAACUCGUGCCAGUCACGCCUUCUAAAGGAUCUUUGAAGGUUUUGUUAUUGCACGGGAAUCUUGAAAUUUUUGUCCACGAAGCAAAAAACCUCCCAAACAUGGAUAUGUUUCACAAAACAAUAGGGGACAUGUUUAACAAAUUUCCAGGAAAUAUGAGCUCAAAGAUUGAAGGGCACAUGAGUGACAAGAUCACGAGUGAUCCCUAUGUCACAAUUACAGUCGCAGGUGCAACCGUCGGACGGACUUAUGUGAUAAGCAACAGCGAAAAUCCUGUUUGGAAGCAACAUUUUAAUGUCCCGGUUGCACAUCACGCUACUGAAGUGCACUUUGUUGUGAAGGACAGUGACAUUGUAGGCUUUCAGCUUAUAGGAACGGUGGUAAUCCCAGUGGAGCAGAUAUAUGGUGGGGGAAAAGUUGAGGGGUCCUUCCCAAUCCUUGCAAGUAACGGAAAACCUGCAAAGGCCGGAGCUGUUCUAAGUCUCUCUAUCCAAUACACACCGAUGGAGCGCUUGAGCAUUUAUCAUUGUGGGGUUGGAGCAGGCCCAGAGUAUAACGGGGUUCCAGGGACGUAUUUUCCAUUACGGAAGGGCGGAAAUGUCACCCUUUACCAAGAUGCACAUGUGCCCGAUGGGUUCCUUCCAAAUUUGGGACUUGACUAUGGGAUGCAAUAUGUGCAUGGAAAAUGUUGGCGUGAUAUAUUCAGUGCAAUACGGAGUGCAAGAAGGUUGGUAUAUAUAACAGGAUGGUCAGUGUGGCACAAAGUCAGACUGGUGAGGGAUGAUCGUUCUCUUGAAGGGUACACAUUGGGGGAACUGCUGAAGUCAAAGUCACAAGAAGGCGUGAGGGUUCUUCUUCUCGUGUGGGAUGAUCCCACCUCAAGGAACAUUCUUGGUUAUAAAACGGAUGGAGUCAUGGCAACUCAUGAUGAAGAAACUCGCCACUAUUUCAAACACUCUUCAGUGCAAGUGCUUCUUUGUCCCCGUGUAGCUGGGAAGCGUCACAGUUGGCUGAAACAAAGGGGGAAUGUCGCUGGGUGUCCCAGAGAACCAUGGCAUGACUUGCACUGUAAAAUUGAUGGUCCAGCAGCGUAUGACAUUUUGACAAAUUUUCAAGAGCGUUGGUUGAAGGCUUCAAAGCCACACGGGAUUAAAAAAUUGAAAAUCUCAUAUGAUGACGCCUUGCUCCGGAUAGAAAGAAUGCCUGAAAUUCUUGGUAUAUUUGAUAUCCCGUGUGUGAGUGGUGAUGAUCCCGAAGGUUGGCAUGUUCAGAUCUUCCGUUCAAUAGACUCCAAUUCGGUUAAAGACUUUCCUAAGGAACCUAAAGAAGCUACAAUGAAGAAUUUGGUGUGCGGGAAGAAUGUGCUAAUUGAUAUGAGCAUACACACAGCAUAUGUGAAGGCCAUUCGUUCUGCACAACAUUUUAUCUAUAUUGAAAACCAAUACUUCAUUGGUUCCUCUUACAACUGGAGUCAACAUAGAGAUCUUGGCGCUGACAAUUUAAUUCCAAUGGAAAUUGCACUUAAAAUUGCGGAUAAAAUAAGAGCACACCAAAAGUUUGCUGUGUAUAUUGUCAUCCCAAUGUGGCCAGAGGGUAAUCCAACAGGUGCUGCUACUCAAAGGAUUCUUUUCUGGCAGAAUAAGACAAUGCAGAUGAUGUAUGAGACUAUCUACAAGGCCUUAGUGGAGGUUGGACUUGAGGAAACUUUUUCUCCCCAAGACUAUCUGAACUUCUUCUGUCUUGGAAACCGUGAAGCUCCUGAUGCUAGUGAUGUGCCACCAAACACUGAGAACCCUGCAGCAGCAAAUAAUCCUCAGGCACUUAGUAGAAAAAACAGAAGAUUCAUGAUCUAUGUGCACUCUAAAGGGAUGAUCGUGGACGAUGAGUAUGUAAUAUUGGGGUCUGCUAACAUCAAUCAGCGUUCUUUGGAAGGGACGAGAGAUACAGAGAUUGCGAUGGGAGCUUAUCAACCUCAUCAUACAUGGGCUAGAAAACUCUCAAGUCCCCAUGGACAGAUUUACGGAUACAGAAUGUCCCUCUGGGCUGAGCAUCUUGGAGUUGUUGAAGACUGCUUCACACAACCGGAGUCGGUAGAAUGUGUACGCAGAGUAAGAUCAAUGGGAGAGGCAAACUGGAAACAGUUUGCAGCCGAAGAGGUUACCGAGAUGCGGGCCCACCUACUUAAGUACCCUGUGGAAGUAGACCGCAAAGGUAGAGUAAAGCCUCUUCCCGGGUGCCCAACCUUCCCGGACGUCGGAGGAAACAUUGUUGGAUCAUUUUUAGCCAUUCAGGAAAAUCUCACAAUAUGAUUUUUUUUUUUUUUGUGUACAUAAACAUUGUUGGAUCAUUUUUUUUAUCCUUUGCUGCAUUUGUGUGGUACUGUGCAUAUGUACAGAGGGGGAGAUAUGAUACAUGUACACAAAUUGUAUGUAAGCACAUUCAUAUAUGACUGUCACUCGCUACAAAUUAUCACCCCCCUUUUACAUAUUAAUUCAUGUAAGCAUAUAAGUGUAAUUUUAUUGAAAUAACGCCUAUUUAUCGAU